GCCGAAGCCCAUCCUCAAGUCAGAGAUGGACACCGAGAUAUUAACAGUAACACAAAGGUUCUUACACAAAGGAUCUGACCACAGAUCAGACCCAGAGAGACUGGGCUGUCCUCCUGGUCCCGGCUCAGACUAUUUACCGGUAUUUCACCAGAGCCAGAUUAAUUCUUGUGGUGAUGGUGACUCGUUAGACACUGACGGGGAUGUUCCAUGUUGUUCUUACGCAACAGAGAUGGACCCUGGCAACAUAUCCUUGGGUUUAGAGACACAAACUGAUCUGUCUAGAGGGGACUGGAACCAGUACACUAGUAGUGUAUACUCUGAAGGGUGCCUAGAUAAGAAAGGGGAGGUCAUAGUGGUAGAUGAGGUGACUGUAAACGUGGAGGGCUACGCUUCUCCCCUAUUGAAUGCACAUAGUCACCUAGGAGAUGGACACUCACAUGGCAGAGAUUUCUUAGAUUAUAGGGGAAGCUUAGAGACAACUGUAAAUGUUGCCACCCUCUCCCCUUUACACACGUUCAGGGAUCGCAAUCCAGGGUCCACGUCGAUAGGACCUUCCACAUCACACAGCCAUGUCCUUUCCAAUCGGCUGUUGAACUCAAAUGACCGGGCUAGAGCCCAGGCUCAGGGAGGGGGAGCCUCAUUAGGCAAUGUUAAAGAGAAACGGUUCCUCUGCAUGUUCUGUAACAAAGGCUUCAGCUGCCUCCAGAAGGUGGAGAUCCACCAGAGGGUCCAUACAGGGGUAAAACCCUUCAGCUGUACCCAGUGUCAUAUGCGCUUUUCCGUGGCUGGCAACCUGAAGAGGCACCAGAGGGUCCACACAGGGGUGAAACCCUUCAGCUGUACGCAUUGUCAAAUGCACUUCGCUCAGGCUGGUGACCUGAAGAGGCACGAGAGGGUCCACACAGGGGAGAAACCCUUCAGCUGCUCCCAGUGUGAGAAGAGGUUCUCACGCCAGCACCAGCUGAAGAUUCACCUGAAGGUCCACACGGGAGAGAGGUUGUUCGCCUGUACGCACUGCAGGAAGAGUUUCUCAGAGAGGAGCUACCUCCAGAUACACCACCAGAAAAAACAUUCCACUCAAUGACAUAGAAAGUAACCAUUCCAUUCAACAGCUUCUGACGUUUCUGUCAAACCAAGCAUUAAACACAAAGAUUAGUUUAUUGUUGUCAGCUAAAAAGACCCACAGAUGCAUUUGGAAUAACAAGGGUAACAGAUUUCAGUAUAUAUUGCUUCCAGACAUUGUAAAAUAAAAGGCAUACAGUGCAUUCGGAAAGUAUUCAGACCCUUGACUUUUUCCUACAUUUUGUUACUUUACAGCUUUUCCUAAAAUUUAUUAAAUAAGAACAAAUCAAUCUACAGACAAACGCAUAAUGACAAAGCAAAAACGGGUUAAGAUUUUUUAGCAAAUGUAUUAAAAAUAACAGAAACCUUAUUUACAAAAGUAUUCAGACCCUUUGCAAUGAGACUCGAAAUUGAGCUCCAUUGAGCUCCCCACCAAUCAGGCCUUUAUGGUUGAGUGGCCAGACCGAAGCCACUCCUCAGUAAAAAGGCACAUGACAACCCGUUUGGAGUUUGCCAAAAAGACACCUAAAGGACUCUCAGACCAUGAGAAACAAGAUUCUCUGGUCCGAUGAAACCAGGAUUGAACUCUGGCCUGAAUGCCAAGCGUCAUGUCUGGAGGAAACCUGGCACCACCCCUAUGGUGAAGCCUGGUGGUGUGGGGUAGUUUUUCAGUGGCAGAAACUGGGAGACUAGUCAGGAUCAUGGGAAAGAUGAACGGAGCCAAGUACAGAGAGAUCCUUGAUGAAAACCUGCUACAGAGUGCUUAGACUCAGGCGAAGGUUCACCUUCCAACAGGACAAGGACCCUAAGCCCACAGCCAAGACAACGCAGGAGUGGCUUCGGGACAAGUCUGAAUGUAUCGGAGUGGAACAGCUAGAGCCCGGACUUGAAUCUGAUCUAACAUCUCUGCAGAGACAUGAAAAUAGCUGUGCAGCAACACUCCCCAUCCAACCUGACAGAGCUUGAGAGGAUCAGCAGAGAAUAAUGGGAGAAACUCCCCAAAUACAGGUGUGCCAGGCUUGUAUCGUCAUACCCAAGAAGACUCGAGGCUGUAAUCGCUGCCAAAGGUGCUUCAACAAAGUACUGAGUAAAGGGUCUGAAUACUAAUUUAAAUGUGAUUUGUUUUUUUAAAUAUAAAUUUGCAAAUAUUUCUAAAAAUCAGAUUUUUGCUUUGUUGUUAAGGUAUUGUGUGUAGAUUGAUGAGAAACUAAACUAUUUCAUUAAUUUUAGAAGGCUGUAACAAAGUGGAAAAAAUAAAGGGGUCUGAAUACUUUUUGAAUGCACAGUAACCCUAAAGUCUGUUUCAAAUUGUUUGUACUGUAUAGGCUAUAUGAUGUUCACAAAGCAGUUCAUCAAGUUCAUGCAGAUUUUUAGUUGAGAUGUGUGUGGUUUUCAUAUGGUGUAUUUAAAACUUUUGUUUAAUAAACACAAAAUGGGACUGUU
This is a messenger RNA of Oncorhynchus masou masou (cherry salmon), 2505 nucleotides long. RefSeq names its product oocyte zinc finger protein XlCOF22-like. The coding region runs from base 26 to 1084 and encodes 352 amino acids. Lineage: Eukaryota; Metazoa; Chordata; Actinopteri; Salmoniformes; Salmonidae. Gene Ontology annotation, molecular function: DNA-binding transcription factor activity, RNA polymerase II-specific; RNA polymerase II cis-regulatory region sequence-specific DNA binding. The transcript has a single exon. The record is from RefSeq and is a predicted model, not a curated record. Gene Ontology annotation, cellular component: nucleus. Gene Ontology annotation, biological process: regulation of transcription by RNA polymerase II.